This is a messenger RNA of Mytilus trossulus (common blue mussel), 1143 nucleotides long. RefSeq names its product neuronal acetylcholine receptor subunit alpha-6-like. Gene Ontology annotation, biological process: monoatomic ion transmembrane transport; signal transduction; regulation of membrane potential. The record is from RefSeq and is a predicted model, not a curated record. NCBI's taxonomy places the organism in Eukaryota, Metazoa, Mollusca, Bivalvia, Mytilida, Mytilidae. The coding region runs from base 1 to 1143 and encodes 380 amino acids. Gene Ontology annotation, cellular component: plasma membrane; synapse; neuron projection. Gene Ontology annotation, molecular function: transmitter-gated monoatomic ion channel activity involved in regulation of postsynaptic membrane potential; excitatory extracellular ligand-gated monoatomic ion channel activity; transmembrane signaling receptor activity. The transcript is spliced from 3 exons.
AUGACAAACGAAAUACGCAUUAUUUGUUUACUGUUGACAAUACGCAAUGUUUUUUGUCAAACUUCAGAUGAUGCCAAAAAUCUGUUCACCGAAUUAUUCAAAAAUUACAAUAAACAAGUAAGACCGAUAAACGACCAAUAUGAUGCCAUACGAGUUAUUGUCGAUUUCGAGAUGUCCAGCAUUCAUGCACUUGAUGAAGUGGCAGAAAAAAUAGCUGUUGCGGGUCAUUUGAAUCUGAUAUGGUGGGAUGAACAACUCGUUUGGAAUAGAUCGGCUAACAAUGAUAUCUACGACAUAUUAGUUCUGCAGGAUACGAUUUGGAAACCGGAUAUUGUUUUAAAAAAUGGUUUCCACCAAUUUGAAGAAUUGGGCGGAAGUUUUUAUUAUGUCCGUGUUGAAAACGACGGUCUAGUAUUUUGGUAUCCAUAUCACGUCUUUGAAAGUCAAUGUUCCAUAGAUGUCACUUUUUAUCCAUUUGAUGAGCAGACCUGUCAUAUUAUAUUUACGAUUUGGACAUAUCGAUAUUAUGAAGUUGAAAUAGAUCCUGAUUCAAUAUUUUAUCUUGGAGAUUAUAUAGAGAAUAGCUUAUGGGAAAUGACUUCAACUUCGGUGCAGGUGCAGAGGGUAUUAAGUAGCAGUGAGAUCAUUUUCACAAUUAAUCUACGCCGUAAACCUAUGUAUUACACAGUAAAUAUUAUCAUACCUUUAAUAUUCCUUGGCAUUCUUAAUUCUUUAGUAUUUAUUAUCCCUGCCGAUGCAGGCGAGAAAAUGUCAUAUUCAGUUACUGUGUUUUUGGCGUUCGCGGUAUUUUUAACAAUAAUAACAGCCCAACUGCCCGUCAACUCAGAAAGCACAUCUAUCCUGAGUAUUUACAUCGUGAUUCAACUCAGUUACUGUAUUUUAGUUCUUAUUGUUAAUUCAUUCCAGCUUAGAAUACACCAUAGACAUGAAGGCAACGAAAAAUCUAAAAUAUUUGUUUUUGCUAUUAAACUUCAGAGAAGAAUUUGUUGCUGGAGAAAUAAGAUACAAUAUGAUACAAACGAGAUAGAACGCAUCAACAAUGAAGAUACGAUUGCAAUUGAAAAUGCCACCCCUCAAAGGAAUCACAACGAAGAAGCAAUUAAAUGGCGUGAUCAGAAUUGA